UAUCGAUCAAGAGAUCAUCGUCACCACCCGACUUUUGCUACCACUCCUACUACUACUACUACUACUACUACUACUGCUGCUGCUGCUGCUGCUGCUGCUGUGACCACCGGUACGGAUGGCGUACCCUACCCAGAAAAUGAUGACUAUUUCCGUAUUGGUAUCCAGACCGCUGUUGCCAUCUGCAUCCACAAAUUUCCAGAGGGCUUGAUUAUGUUCAUAUCCGGACAAGCAUCCGAGACGAUAGGAGUGAGCGUGUGCUUUGCAAUGACGAUCCACAAUUUCAUUGAAGGGUUCAUGAUUGCAAUGCCUCUGUACUUUGCCACCCAAUCCAGAGUCCGCGCCUUUUUUUAUGCCGCGUUGCUGGGCGGGAUGUCGCAACCUCUUGGAGCGGCGCUUGGGGUGGUUGCGCUGGACACGGUAACCCAGGAACAGCAGGAUGCGUUGUUUGGCAUUACGUUUGGCGUUGUGAGCGGAAUGAUGUCGCUUAUUGCUGUGCAGAGCAUGCUUCCCCAGGCAAUCAAGGCGGACCCACAGCAGCGCUAUGUGUCUGUGUUCUUUUUCGUCGGCAUAUUGCUGGUUGGACUGGCAUCGCUGCUGAAAUCAGUAUAACCAAAUGUGUACUCUGCAUAUGCCUCCAGCUGCAAGUGCUCGACUGCACAUGUAUCAUCAUCAUCAUCCUUUUAACCCAACCUAAGCUGGUAUCCAACUUUCUCUCUCUCUCUCUUUCUCU
This is a messenger RNA of Zychaea mexicana, 730 nucleotides long. RefSeq lists its product as uncharacterized. Gene Ontology annotation, cellular component: membrane. NCBI's taxonomy places the organism in Eukaryota, Fungi, Mucoromycota, Mucoromycetes, Mucorales, Lichtheimiaceae. The transcript is spliced from 3 exons. Gene Ontology annotation, biological process: transmembrane transport; metal ion transport. Gene Ontology annotation, molecular function: metal ion transmembrane transporter activity. The record is from RefSeq and is a predicted model, not a curated record. Bases 211 to 609 code for a protein of 132 amino acids.